AUGGCGACCUCUCUCCCCGUCUUGGUUGGGUAUGGGAAUCUACUGCUCAUAACUCUCAUUGUCACAGCCAUCGUCGCUGUUGCCGUAGUCUAUCAAGCAUUCUUCGCCAUCCGGUAUCCCGCCAGCCUUCCUCUGGGAGGAGAACCUCCUGGGGCGAGACGCUUUAGCUUGAGGACAAGAUGGAGAUACUACACCGACUGUGCCGGGCUGUAUAGACAGGCAUAUGAACAGUACACCAAGAAAGGCAAGGCUGUCCUCCUGCCCGGGCUCGGGUGCCGCCUAGACAUCAUCUUGCCUCAAAGCGCCAUGCGGUGGGUACUGGCGCGACCGGAGAACGAACUCAGUCACGCCGAUGCCGUGCUCGAGGUUGUGCAGCUCAAGUACGGGCUGGGCGACGAGAAAUACAAGGCCGAUCCUUGGCCGGGCAUGCUGGUCAAGACCGAGAUCAAUGCCAUGUUGGAGAAUGUGUGUGCUGACAUGAACGACGAACUGGCCCACGCCUUCGACCGCUUGCUCGGCGACACGGGUUCGGACUCGGACUCGUGGAAGGAGAUCGACCUGCUGCACACGGUCAGGCUGGUGGUGGCACAGGCUGCCAGCCGCUUCACAGUUGGGCUUCCGCUCUGUCGCAAUCAACAGUAUCUGCGAGACUGCUUGAGAGUCGUCGACGGCAUCGUCUUGAACGGCGGCCUGACAGGUGCAUGCCCCCGAGCUCUGCGGCCCAUCUUGGGUCCGAUAUUCAGCUGGAAUCUCCGUCGCCACGUCGACAGAGUCAAGAAGCACUUCGAGCCACUUUACCGCCGGAGAAUGCAGGACUUGACCAUGAACAACAACAACAACAACAAAAGAGACGAAGAAGGUGCCAGACAAGCCAAGGGAGACCCGACGACUAAGCCCCCGGAUCUCCUACAAAUGAUGCUUCAGUACGGCCUGAAGGAACGGCCGGGCGAAGUGUACGACGUCGACAGCAUGGCUCGCCGCCUCUGUUUCGCCAACUUCGCCGCGUUCCACCAGACCAGCAUCCUCAUCACCAACAUGCUCCUCAACAUCCUGAGCUCGGACGCCGAAUUCAACACCAUCUCGGUGCUCCGCGACGAGGUGGCUCGCAUCGUAACCGGGGUGGGAUCCCCGACCGGCGCCGCCGCCGACGACGACCUCCAUCCCCAAUGGACCAAGUACAAGGUGGCACAAAUGGUCAAGGCCGACAGUGUGGCUCGUGAGACGCUACGGCUGAACUCGUACAGCAACCGCGGACUGUUCCGCAAGGUCAUGGUGGACGGCAUUGUCACGGAAGAAGGCAUCAGGCUGCCCAAGGGCGCGUACCUCUCAUUCCUGGGCCACCCGCUGCAAUGCGACCCGGACACGUUCGACCGGCCGUUCAGAUACGAUCCGUUCCGCUUCUCGCGCGCGCGCGAGGCCGCCGCCGACCACAAGGGCAAUGCGGGCUUGAGCAAUCUCAGCUUCGUCGCCACCUCCCCCCAGCACCUGCCGUUCGGCCACGGCAAUCAUUCCUGUCCGGGCCGCUUUCUGGUCGACUUCGAGCUGAAGAUGAUCAUCGCUUACCUCUUGGAGAACUAUCAUUUGGAUUUCCCCGCCGAGUACGCCGGGAAUCGUCCGCCGAAUAGGUGGGUGGCCGAGGCGUUGGCGCCGCCUGCUGCAGUCAAGAUCAGGGUCAAGAGGCAGAAAAAGGAAACAGCCCACUAG
Messenger RNA from Capronia epimyces CBS 606.96, 1704 nucleotides. RefSeq lists its product as uncharacterized. The record is from RefSeq and is a predicted model, not a curated record. NCBI's taxonomy places the organism in Eukaryota, Fungi, Ascomycota, Eurotiomycetes, Chaetothyriales, Herpotrichiellaceae. The coding region runs from base 1 to 1704 and encodes 567 amino acids. Gene Ontology annotation, molecular function: monooxygenase activity; oxidoreductase activity, acting on paired donors, with incorporation or reduction of molecular oxygen; heme binding. The transcript is spliced from 4 exons.